Manis javanica (Malayan pangolin) is the source of this 1465-nucleotide messenger RNA. The record is from RefSeq and is a predicted model, not a curated record. NCBI's taxonomy places the organism in Eukaryota, Metazoa, Chordata, Mammalia, Pholidota, Manidae.
AUGGCCCUUGUCAGGCCCCUGAUGGGCACUCAUUCUAUCUUGCACCAGUUUCUGCCUGUGAAAUUCUUCCAGAGGGUGUCUGCUGGUGGUGAGGAGUUCUGGAAAGUGAUCCCUUGCUUAGUGCCCCACUUCCAGAGGGUGCCCUUCCUGCUCCGGAUAGCGGAGAGUAUGGCCAUUCACGACCCUCACAGCAAUGGCUUCUACGGGCACCACCAAGGGCAGUUCAGGAGUGAAGGUGCUCAAGAGUACUACCUGGCAGCCAGGCCCCAGCCGCUGGCAGUGUUCCUGCAGCGGUGUCAGGAAUCAGCGAGGCAGCACUUGUUCUCCAAGCAUGACAACUGUACUUCCUUCGACAGGGGUGUCAAUGUCCUAGUGGCCCCCAACUUUCUGGGGGGUUCACCCUGGAAUGGAAGGCAUGGCCAGGCAGGCAAGCCGAGGAGCCUGGGGUAUGGGCCAGGGAGGCUGGGUGUCACUACGCAGGUUAGGGGCCUCGGAGGGGCCCCAAGGGGUGCCUGGUGCCGGGACUGUGGGCCAAGGGCCCAUACCGCUGAGGAGGGCCCCUGCUGCCUGCUGCAGGGCAUCGGCAGGCAGAAAGACCUGGAGCACCUCUGGGAGUGACGCACCUUCCUGCGCUGGGCACCCUGUGAGCUGGAGCUGCACCAGCAGCGGCCCCUGGAAUCCUCCUACCAGGCUGACUUCCGCUCAGGCCCAGGACUCAGUGGUUUCCCCCAGAGCCUCAUCCACUUUGUGCGGAUCCAGCCUCCCUGUGCCAGCACCAUCUACCAGCAGAACUUCUGCCAGCCAUCCCGGGGUGACCACUGUGGCAGUGACGGUGCCCUGGCCACCAACACACUGCCUGACCUCCCGGGGACCCCAAGGCCUCAGCUGCUGCAUUACCUUCACACAGGGGUCUCUGAGUGUUUAAACUGGUCAAGAGCAUUAAACAAGAAUGGCUGAUCCCAAGGCCUGUCUGUGCUUGCAGCCCUUGGGUCUCGGAGGCCGGGGCAGUAGGGCCUCACAGGCUGCACCUGGCUCCCUGCUGCUCUCCCUGCCUGCAUGCUGGGCAGGUGGGGAGGUGCUGUCCCGGUGAAGCCACCACAGGUAGGCCCCAGACGAGUCCGUGCUCGUAGCAAAUGGGCUGUGAGCCCCAGUGCUGACUGUUGGCAGGGAAGCAGCAUCUACGGCCCCAGGAGUGGGCAGCAGAGGCUGGGGCGCAGCAAGGGCUGAGAGCCUCUAGAGCACUGGUGGGCGUCACACUGUCCUGCCCUGGGGCUGAGGGAGACUGUCCCAGCCACAGCCCACACCGGCCACCGCCCUGCCCGUGGACGCAAACACAGGCUUUGAGGAGAUGCUUGUGACAUGGACUGGAGGACAUCCUAACCCCACGGCAUCCUGCUGUAGUUUCCUGAGCUCUUCUCUGGUCACCUAGGAUGGGGGCGAUGGCUGUGAGCCGAGGCUCAGGUGG